Molecule: messenger RNA, 2277 nt
Organism: Aspergillus calidoustus
Lineage: Eukaryota; Fungi; Ascomycota; Eurotiomycetes; Eurotiales; Aspergillaceae
Source: the annotation of a GenBank genome assembly
AUGACGCUUCCUACGCUUCCACGGACAAGCAUACAAAAGCUGUCCGGGACAUCAUGCACAGCCAACUCGCAUGCCCUAUAUCCUUCUCUUCGAGCUCUAAGCCUCUCAUAUCAACAUCGCACACUGUGGUGCUCAACCCACGAACAAGACCCUAGACCAAGGCAGAAGCACUCCCGAAUCUUAUACCAGCAUUACCGUCACCCAAAAUGCAGACAUCCACGCCGGCCCGAGAAAGCACAAGUAGAAGACGAUGAAUGGGACAUCUGGGGGAGGCAUAAUCGCAGAUGGACCGACAACUACUCCAAAACACGCCGCACCGAAGACUGGCCCCUUGACAACCACUGGAACAGUUUCUGGAACGAGCAGAGCAGACGGCAUCAGCAGCGCAUGGAUUGGCUCAAGAAGGAGAUUGAUGCCGAUCCAUACGCGGCCUUGUUCGGGAGACGACAUAAGCCGCUUCAUUUUCCAAAGCUAGAGGAGACGUUUACGACGUUGUGGAAUUCGUUCCUGGGUUUGGGCUCUGGGUUUGUCGAAGUUAAAAAGGAUACCAAGGCUUCAUCGCAACCGCGAGUAGAUGACAAGGCGGAAAAUUCAAAGUCAGAUAGAGGCUCGGCUGGUUAUGGUGAGCCAUUGAUCAAUCCAACUGCUGAGCCUCGGUCUAUGUCAGAAGUGAGUGUGAGGGGUGAUACGUUCGAGUUUGAUCCGGUUAGUGGGCGGAUGGUUAAAAAGGCUCCUAGAACAGUCGAGAAGAAUUUAGAGCACCAAGCGAAUGGAGCAACGGACUACGAUCUUACGUCUUUGGGUGUUUCGAGUGACCAUCAAACCUCCAGACCAUCGAAUGAGGACAAUCCGCAGGAACAUCAGCUUGAUGUUGCGUCAAUGCAGAAAGCUCCGGUCCCGGAAAAUAUAUCAAUGCCGCCGGAGAUCUUGCUUCGAUCAACAAGUGCACAGGAAGUCGAUCCGUCGUCCCAGCCCGAGCCCUCGAGUUCCGCACCGACAUUGAGUUCACCUGUUACCUCAAAGGAUACCGACAACUCCAUUGCCUUCGUUGCCGAUACCCCUCAUGAUCAAACCUCAACUUUGGCGCCAGCUCAAAAUGAUCUGAACAGCGUGUCUGCCUUCCCCGAAACCAAAAGUGAAGCGACCCACGUUGAAACUCCUCAGAACAAGGACCAACACGAAGCCCAAACACCUACCGUCAAGGGUGAAAGCAGUAUCGCACCAAGCGACGAAAUGAGCCAUGCAAACCAGCAGCCUAGCGUCAUCAAUAUAGCCAGUCCAGAACCAAUAAUGGGGCAACAAGAGCAGAAAUGGAGUCUUGACCGAGUCGGGUUUCUGUCCAGACGGGCCGGAGAGCUCUCUAUACCUUCUCCCAGCACAAACCAGGAGCAAUCCUCGAUUUAUAACGAAGAUAGCAGUCUUCAUACGCUACGCGCAAGCGAUAUCAGGGCAAUUUACGAACCCAGGAAGUCGAGCAUUAAGUCCGAGGUAGAAGCUGAAGAAGCUGAAGCAGAUAAAGGUCUUGCUUGGUCCGCGACGUCUGCUGGAACUUUCGUCUCUAACUACACCAGCGAGCCCUCAAGAGAUUACAAUGAUUCCAUGCCGGCUUUAUCGGAGGAAUCGUCAGCUUCAACCCGCCCAACUCAGGCAAAUGAGGAAGCACAUGCGGUUUCGCAGAAUGAACCAGUAGGCGACGAUGCCAACCUCGAGAUUGAAUCAUCACCAGCUGCGGUAUAUCGCGUAUUCGCAUACGAUCCGUCCUCGCUUCGGGUAAUCGAAGCCGAAACCAUUUCCUCGUUUCAACCGCCCAGCGAGCAUCUUCAUCCAAUCGAGGUGCUCACUCACCUAGCUAAUCCAGCAAAGUUUCUACCAAGUCUCAACAAGAUGCGUGCAGAAGGAUACGAGAUUGUAUCAGGCGGAGAUAACAUCCUUGUCUUCCGGAAGGCUCCUGAGAUAGACAACAACCAGAACAUGAAGGACCAUGAAAGCCACGCAAGUGCCAACUCCGGCACAGCCGACAUGGUACCUGAGCAGCCAACUGGAUUCUACACUGGAAAUCAGCUCCCCCGUGCUGAUGAACCCAAAAACAGGGGAGAGAAAUCUCGAUCUCGGACGGUCAACGUACUGCGGCGGAUUCUCAUCGGUGGGGCGGCCACAGCAGGGACCUGCUACGCGAUUGGUGUUGUCGUCGAAUACUUCCGCACUGGCGGCAAGGAUGGCUGGGGUAUAGAUGCAUUUACGGAGUUUGAGUCGGAAAGGCGCCACAUGGAGACAUAG